CUGAAAUUGGGUUUAGGUUUGCUUUGAUUUCUUCCUACCUUGAAAUGCAUCAUCAAGGCAGCAGUUUUCAGAUUUCGGACGCAGCCGCUUCUUUACGAGACGAGAGCAGUCAUUAUUUCUCUAGGCAGAAACGGGAAGAUGUAUCAUUCUUUUGGAUUGGGAUCGCAAGUGCCCAUGAUUGCUCCUGUCUCUUGCAAAUUACCAGACGAGAAAGGUAAGCGGCUUCGCGCUUUGUUGGGGAAUGUGAAACUGAGCCUUCUCUACAAAGCUUCAGUCCAUGGAUAUAAAGCUUCUGCCUUCCACCAGAGAUGUGACCGUCGUGGCCCUACUUUACUUGUAGCCUUCAACCGAUCAGGCUACGUCUUUGGUGGAUACACUAGUGUGGAGUAUGCUCGAAGUGGGCAGCAUGUUAUAGAUAGGGAAGCUUUCCUGUUCAGCUUUCAAGGCAGGAUGCCUGUGUGCAUCAAAAUUAACGGUGGACAUUACGCACGCCUCGAUGACGCUGGAGGGCCGAACUUUGGCCAACAGCUGUACUUUUGCUACAACAACCAACCAGUUGUGUUGAAUCACAGAGGGAAUGCAUUUAGUGUUAAUACGGCAACAAUGUAUGGGAACGACACUGAGCUGACAGAAUGUGAGGUGUACAAAGUGAAGCAGGUCCCUCAGAGCAGCGCCAUAAACAAGCAAUGGAGGAAUGUUCUGUGGACAGAAAAUCGAAGAGAAGAGCUCAUAGAAAUGAUCAGGAACCAUAAACCCCUGAUGACGUCUGUGAGUCGAGUCCGAAUCCUAAUGAUCGGUCCUGUAGGUGCUGGAAAAUCCAGUUUCUUCAACUCUAUCAACUCCAUCUUCAUGGGCCGCAUGACCAGCAAAGCCAUGUCAGGAUCUGCAAGAACUAGUGUCACCACACAGUUUCGCACAUACUCAGUUGUUGACUUUCAUGAUGGAACGCUGUUGCCAUUUGUGUUGUGUGACACCAUGGGACUCGAGGAGCAAUCAGGUGCAGGACUGGAUAUUGAGGACAUCAGCAGCAUUCUUCAAGGUCACGUACCAGACCGCUAUAAAUUCAACCCCAUUGCACCAUUUCAACACAAUGAACGAAGAGUCAACAGACCUGCAUCUCUACAGGAGACGAUUCAUUGUGUAGUGUACGUGAUGGACGCCACCAAAAUCUCCCUCAUGUCUGAUAAACUAGAGGAAAAACUUGCUUCCAUACGCCGAAGAGUAAACUCUCUAAGCAUUCCCCAGAUCGUCCUGAUGACCAAAGUAGAUGAAGCCUGUCCUCUAGUGGAGAAGGACCUUCAAAGCCUCUACGUCAGCUCCUACAUCAAGUCAAAGGUUCAGGAGGUGAGCUCUCGGUUGGGUGUGCCGGUGUCUUGUGUGUUACCGGUGAAGAACUACAGUCAGGAGCUGGAGCUGGAGCUCAACUGUGACGUCCUGCUGCUCUCCGCUCUACAGCAGAUGCUCAACUUCGCAGAAGACUACCUGGAUGAUGUUGGUCGUCUGGAGUAUGAUGUAUUAUAAAUCGCGCUGGUGGAAAAUUUGCUUUUGAUACUGUUAUGCUAAUGAGCUUUUUGUUUGAAUGUUAAAUAACGAUUACAUGAUUCUCAGUUGAAGUGCAUUUAUUUUCUUCUAUAUGCUAGAAAGUUCGUAAAAUAAUUGUUAAAUUACAGAAAAAUCUGAGUUAUUAAACUGAGCGUAUGUUAAAGCAA
Messenger RNA from Puntigrus tetrazona (Sumatra barb), 1709 nucleotides. RefSeq names its product interferon-induced protein 44-like. The transcript is spliced from 8 exons. NCBI's taxonomy places the organism in Eukaryota, Metazoa, Chordata, Actinopteri, Cypriniformes, Cyprinidae. Bases 139 to 1521 code for a protein of 460 amino acids. Gene Ontology annotation, molecular function: GTP binding. The record is from RefSeq and is a predicted model, not a curated record.